GUAUUGAUAAGGUAAUUGGUGUGUCUAGGUGUAUUGAUAAGGUAAUUGGUGUGUCUAGGUGUAUUGAUAAGGUAAUUGGUGUGUCUAGGUGUAUUGAUAAGGUAAUUGGUGUGUCUAGGUGUAUUGAUAAGGUAAUUGGUGUGUCUAGGUGUAUUGAUAAGGUAAUUGGUGUGUUUAGGUGUAUUGAUAAGGUAAUUGGUGUGUCUAGGUGUAUUGAUAAGGUAAUUGGUGUGUCUAGGUGUAUUGAUAAGGUAAUUGGUGUGUCUAGGUGUAUUGAUAAGGUAAUUGGUGUGUCUAGGUGUAUUGAUAAGGUAAUUGGUGUGUCUAGGUGUAUUGAUAAGGUAAUUGGUGUGUCUAGGUGUAUUGAUAAGGUAAUUGGUGUGUCUAGGUGUAUUGAUAAGGUAAUUGGUGUGUCUAGGUGUAUUGAUAAGGUAAUUGGUGUGUUUAGGUGUAUUGAUAAGGUAAUUGGUGUGUCUAGGUGUAUUGAUAAGGUAAUUGGUGUGUCUAGGUGUAUUGAUAAGGUAAUUGGUGUGUCUAGGUGUAUUGAUAAGGUAAUUGGUGUGUCUAGGUGUAUUGAUAAGGUAAUUGGUGUGUCUAGGUGUAUUGAUAAGGUAAUUGGUGUGUCUAGGUGUAUUGAUAAGGUAAUUGGUGUGUUUAGGUGUAUUGAUAAGGUAAUUGGUGUGUCUAGGUGUAUUGAUAAGGUAAUUGGUGUGUCUAGGUGUAUUGAUAAGGCCUGGAGGGAAGCAAAAGUCAUUCCGCUACUCAAGAAUAGUCAAGCCCCCUGGAAAAAAUAGUGUUUGACCAGAUAAAAUGCUAUUUUACAGUAAAUACAUUGACAGACUUUCAGCACGCAUGUAGGGAAGGACACUCAACAACCACAGCACUGACACAAAUGACUGAUGAUUGGCUGAGAGACAUUGACGACAAAAUGAUUCUGUUUUGUUAGAUUUCAGAUUUUUUAUUUUUGUACCCCAUUUUUUCUCCCCAAUUUCAAGGUUUCCAAUUGGUAGUUACAGUCUUGUCUCAUCGCUGCAACUCCCGUACGGACUGGGGAGAGGCGAAGGUCGAGAGCUGUGCGUCCUCCGAAACACAACCCAGCCGCACUGCUUCUUGACACAAUGCACAUCCAACCCGGAAGCCACCCGCCACAAUGUGUCGGAGGAAACACCGUACACCUGGCGACCGUGUCAGCGUGCACUGUGCCCGGCCCGCCACAGGAGUCGCUAGUGCGCGAUGAGACAAUUGUGCGUUGCUAGUGCGCGAUGAGACAAUUGUGCGUCGCUAGUGCGCGAUGAGACAAUUGUGCGUCGCCCCAUGGGCCUCCCGGUUGCGGCCGGCUGUGGCAGAGCCUGGGCUCGAACCCAGAAUCUCUGCGCCACCCGGGAGGCCCUCAGUGCAGCUUUUGACAUUAUCGAUCCUAGUCUGCUGCUGGAAAAGCGUAUGUGUUAUGGCUUUACACUCCCUGCUAUAAUGUGGAUAAAGAGUUACCUGUCUAACAGAACACAGAGGGUGGAAGCUUCUUCUCUUCUUGUUUAGGCCCCUUGCUUUUUACAUUUUUUACGAACGACAUGCCACUGACUUUGAGUAAAGCCAGAGAGUCUAUGUAUGCGGAUGACUCAACACUACAAGUCAGCUACUGAAAUGACUGCAACACUCAACAAAGAGCUGCAGUUAGUUUCAGAGUGGGUGGCAAGGAAUAAGUUAGUCCUAAAUAUUUCUUAAACUAAAAGCAUUAUAUUUGGAACAAAACACUCACUAAACCCUAAACCUCAACUAAAUCUUAUUGUAAAUAAUUUAGCAAGUUGAGGUGACUAAACUGUCACGCCCUGGUCGAAGUAAUGUAUGUUUGUCUUCAUUUAAUUGGUCAGGCCAGGGUGUUUUUGUAUUGGGGUUUUGUGGGGUGUCAUGCAUAGUCUAUGGCUGCCUGAGGCGGUUCUCAAUCAGAGUCAGGUGAUUAUUGUUGUCUCUGAUUGGGAACCAUAUUUAGGCAGCCAUAUUCUUUGAGUGUUUUGUGGGUGAUUGUUCCUGUCUCUGUGUUAGUUGUCACCAGAUAGGCUGUAUAGGUUUUCACAUUCCGUUUAUUGUUUUUGUAUUGUUCGUGUUCCAUCAUUAUUAAACAUGUAUCAAAAUUACCACGCUGCAUUUUGGUCCGACUCUCCUUCGACGGAAGAAAACCGUAACAGAAUCACCCACCACACCAGGACCAAGCAGCGUGGUGAUAGGCAGUGACAGCAGAAGCAGCGAAAGUAGGAAUGGACAUGGGAAGGGUUGUCACACUUGGGAGGAGAUACUGGCUGGAAGAGAUCGCCUCCCAUGGGAACAGGUGGAGGCACUUAGGAGAGCAGAGGCAGCCGGAGAGAGGAGCCGAUGAUACGAGGGAACACGGUUGGCAAGGAAGCCCGAAAGUCAGCCCCAAACAUUUCUUGGGGGGGGGGGCUCAGGGAGAGUGUGGCAGAGUCAGGGUUCAGACCUGAGCCAACACCCCCUGUUUAUUGUGAGGAGCAGCGAUCACAGGACUUCUGGACUUGGGAGGAGAUAUUGGAUGGAAAAGGACCCUGGGCUCAGCCUGGAGAAUAUCGACGCCCCAAAGAAGAACUGGAGGCGGCGAAAGCGGAGAGGCGCUGGUAUGAAGAGGCAGCACGGCGACGCGGAUGGAAGCCCGAGAGUCAGCCCCAAAAAUGUAUUGGGGGGGGACUCACAGGGAGUAUGGCUACGCCAGGUAGGAGACCUGCGCAAACUUCCUGUGCUUACCGGGGGGCUAGAGAGACCGGGCAGGCACCGUGUUAUGCUAUGGAGCGCACGGUGUCUCCAGUGCGGGUGCAUAGCCCGGUGCGGUACAUACCAGCUCUUUGUAUUGGCCGGGCUAGAGUCGGCAUCGAGCCAGGUAAGGUUGGGCAGGCUCGGUGCUCAAGAGCUCCUGUGCGCCUGCACGGUCCGGUCUAUCCAGUGCCACCUCCACACACCAGUCUUCCGGUGGCAGCUCCCCGCACCAGGCUUCCUGUGCGUGUCCUCGGUCCAUUACCACCAGUGUCAGCACCACGCACCAGGCCUUCAGUGCGCCUCGCCUGUCUAGCGCUAUCAGAGCCUUCCUCCUCUCCGGCGCUGCCAGAGUCUCCCGCCUGUUUAGCGCAGCCAGAGCCUACCUCCUCUACAGCGCUGCCGGAGCCUCCCGCCUGUUCAGUGCAGCCAGAGCCUUCCUCCUCUACAGCGCUGCUGGAGUCUCCCGCCUGUUUAGUGCAGCCAGAGAAUUCCUCCUCUCCUGUGCUGCCGGAGUCUCCCGCCUGUUCAGCACUGCCAGAGCCUUCCUCCUCUACAGCGCUGCUGGAGUCUCCUGCCUGUUCAGUGCAGCCAGAGCAGCCAGCCUGCAUGGAGCAGCCUGAGCUGUCAGUCUGCAUGGAGCAGCCUGAGCUGUCAGUCUGCAUGGAGCAGCCAGAGCUGUCAGUCUGCAUGGAGCAGCCAGAGCUGCCAGUCUGCAUGGAGCAGCCAGAGCUGCCAGUCUGCAUGGAGCAGCCAGAGCUGCCAGUUUGCAUGGAGCAGCCAGAGCUGCCAGUCUGCAUAGAGCUGCCAGUCUGCAUAGAGCAGCCAGAGCUGCCAGUCUGCAUGGAGCUGCCAGUUUGCAUAGAGCAGCCAGAGCUGCCAGUCUGCAUGGAGCAGCCAGAGCUGCCAGUAUGCAUGGAGCAGCCAGAGCUGCCAGUCUGCAUGGAACAGCCAGAGCUGCCAGUCUGCAUGGAGCAGCCAGAGCAGCUAGAUCCACCAGUCAGCCAGGAUCCGCCAGUCAGCCAUGAUCUUCCAGAUCCGCCAGUCAGCCAGACUCUUCCAGAUCCGCCAGUCAGCCAGACUCUUCCAGAUCUGCCAGUCAGCCAGACUCUUCCAGAUCUGCCAGUCAACCAGACUCUUCCAGAUCUGCCAGUCAACCAGACUCUUCCAGAUCUGCCAGUCAACCAGACUCUUCCAGAUCUGCCAGUCAACCAGACUCUUCCAGAUCUGCCAGUCAACCAGACUCUUCCAGAUCCGCCAGUCAACCAGACACUUCCAGAUCCGCCAGCCAGCCAGGAUUUGCCGGAUCCAACUACCUGACUGAGCUUCCUCUCAGUGCUUAGCUUCCUCUCAGUGCUGGGCUUCCUCUCAGUGCUGAGCUUCCCCUCAGUGCUGAGCUUCCCCUCAGUGCCGAGCUUCCCCUCAGUCCCGAGCUACCCCUCAGUCCCGAGCUGCCUCAGUCCCGAGCUGCCCCUCAGUCCCGAGCUGUCCCUCAGUCCCGAGCUGCCCCUCAGUCCCGAGCUGCCCCUCAGUCCAGUGGGGUUCUGGGUGAGGACUACUAGGCCAUGGUGAGGGUGGACUAUCCUAGGACGCGAGGGGACGCGAGGGGGAGGAACUAGGACAUUGAUGGA
Messenger RNA from Oncorhynchus keta (chum salmon), 4388 nucleotides. RefSeq names its product paternally-expressed gene 3 protein-like. Bases 2368 to 4077 code for a protein of 569 amino acids. The record is from RefSeq and is a predicted model, not a curated record. The transcript has 6 exons. NCBI's taxonomy places the organism in Eukaryota, Metazoa, Chordata, Actinopteri, Salmoniformes, Salmonidae.